Molecule: messenger RNA, 574 nt
Organism: Solanum pennellii
Lineage: Eukaryota; Viridiplantae; Streptophyta; Magnoliopsida; Solanales; Solanaceae
Product: CBL-interacting serine/threonine-protein kinase 8-like
Exons: 2
Coding region: 272-559 (95 amino acids)
Biological process (GO): protein phosphorylation
Molecular function (GO): ATP binding; protein kinase activity
Source: RefSeq, a predicted model, not a curated record
AAAUCCCCAAAUCACUUUUCCCCAUUCUUAUAGCUUCCUUUUUCAUUUUCAACUCCUUCACAGUUCAUAUUCCUUUUCCUCUCAACAAUUCCCAUCCCCUUUUGCUUUAUUAGUUUAAAAAUAGUACAGAUUGGAGAAAAGCCAAAAUCUUGUUCAUCAAGCCCUAUAUUUUUUCUUGAAAUAGCAAAUAAAAUGGGUUGAGGUAACAGGAACUUGAAGAAGAAGAAAAAGGGUGUUGAUUCGUGUUGUUGUUGAAGAAAAAGAAGCAAAAAUGGUGGUAAGGAAAGUUGGUAAGUAUGAAGUUGGAAGGACAAUUGGAGAAGGAACAUUUGCUAAGGUUAAAUUUGCUCAGAAUACUGAGACAGGUGAAAGUGUCGCCAUGAAAGUCCUCGAUCGAAGCACUAUCAUCAAGCACAAGAUGGUUGACCAGAUAAAGCAGGAGAUAUCCAUAAUGAAGCUUGUUAGACAUCCAUAUGUAGUUCGAUUACAUGAGGCAUGUGCCAAAAUAAGUGCCAAUGACUUUCAGUUUUCUGAAAUUUGUUUCCUGUUUCACUUCUAGGUUACUGGUGUUGCG